Molecule: messenger RNA, 9852 nt
Organism: Platichthys flesus (European flounder)
Lineage: Eukaryota; Metazoa; Chordata; Actinopteri; Pleuronectiformes; Pleuronectidae
Exons: 19
Molecular function (GO): protein binding; metal ion binding
Source: RefSeq, a predicted model, not a curated record
GGAGCAGACGGAGGAGACGUGAAGUCUGAGGCUGGUGAGUGUUCAGCAACAUUUAUAUUAUUCAUUCAUAUUAUUUUACUGUCACUGAUUCUGAGUCAGUUUUCUACUCGUGGACUUUAGAGAGAAGAAGAUUCAGGAUGAACUUCUGUCAGUCAAUCAACAGUUUGACUCGACGCUGUGAUUGGCAACACAUUAAACCUACAACUGUCUCAGGUUAGCGUGACAACAGGGACACAGUGUAGGAGCGUUUGUUCUAUUUGAAGAAACACUGAGUUUACUACCUGGCUUCAUUGUGUGAGUUUGAGUUCACAGUGUUUUUCACCUGAUCCCAGAGACAGAUGUGAACAGCAGGUCUGGAUCAAAGAGCCUUCAAAGGACUAAUUUACAGAGUUAACUCACGGUUUCACUUUUUAUCUUCAUCACAUCUGUUCAUCAAGUGUUUAAUAACACAACGUGUUUUCACAAUCAUACGGUACAGUCACCUGAAUGUGUGUGUGUGUGUGUGUGUGUGUUUGUGUGUGUGUGUGUGUAUGUGUGUGUGUGUGUAUGUGUGUGUGCAUGUGUAUGUGUGUGUGUUUUUCCCUGCUUGGUAUUUUUAGGAGUGUAUCUUGAACAGACUGGUUUGUCCUGAUUCCUUUGAGCUCGCAGUGUUUUUCCUCUUAGACUGAAGAUGAGUGGUUAUGAGGAGGAAGAGGACAGAGCAGAGUCUCCAGGGUUCAGAUGUGUUUCUCAGAAGAGUGACCGGUCCAUGGGAGAACCUCUACACUUCAGUAAAGAACCUGGACCCUCACACACAGAGGAGAGGAAGACGAGUCAUGUUUCUGAGGAGGAGCAGUCGUCCUGCUGUGCUUCGUGUCAGGACGUCCUGAAGGAUCUAGUCUCCACCAGCUGUGGACACUGGUUCUGCAGAGAGUGCAUCACCUCAUACUGGGACCAGUCGGGUUCUUCAGGAGACUGCUUGUGUCCCCAGUGUGGACAAAGAUCCAGAACAGGAGCUGGAGGUCAGACAGCCGGUCAGAGCAGCACUGUACAUGUGUCUGCUGAUGUCUUCACUUCUGACAACAGCACAUGUGGUUUUAUUUUGUUCCUUCAUACAGCAUCAACAUUUAACAUCGUUAGAAAAGCACAAAGUUAAAAAGCUUUUAUUUUCUGUAGUUUUUCUGUAUCUGAUGAAAACAAUCAACAGAUUCUCAGAUUCUCUGUCUCUCACGUUGUUUCUUGUCUUUCAGCAGAUCGUGGUCUGCAGGAGGUUUUAGAUGAACAUAAGCUCAGUGUGAGGACGAGAUGUGAACAAGUGACUGAACGACCUGAUGAAACAGGAAGUAGAACCCUCCUCAACAGGAUCUACACUGAGCUCUACAUCACAGAGGGACAGAGUGAAGAGGUUAAUACUCAACAUGAGGUGAGGCAGCUUGAGACUGCCUCCAAGAUGAAGAUCCUCCACAACAGUCCAAUCAAGGUCCACGACAUCUUUAAAGCCUCCACUGACCAGCAGAGCAGCAUCAGAGUCGUCCUGACCAACGGCGUCGCUGGCGUUGGAAAAACCUUCUCGGUGCAGAAGUUCACUCUGGACUGGGCAGAGGGUUUAGAGAACCAGGAUGUGGGUCUGCUGGCUGUGCUUUCGUUCAGGGAGCUGAACCUGGUGAAGGACCAGCAGCACAGUCUUCUCACGCUGCUCCAUGUUUUCCAUCCAGCGUUACAGAAGCUCACGGCAGAGACGCUCGCUGUCUGUAAACCUUUGUUCAUCUUUGACAGCCUGGAUGAAAGCAGACCUUCUCUGGACUUCAACCACAGGGAGCUUGUGUCUGAGGUCACACAGAGGUCAUCAGUCAACGUGCUGCUGACAAACCUCAUCCGGGGGAAUCUGCUUCCCUCGGCUCUCGUCUGGAUAACCUCCAGACCUGCGGCGGCCAAUCAGAUCCCUCCUGCAUGUGUUAACAGGUUCACAGAAGUACGAGGCUUCACUGACGCCCAGAAGGAGGAGUACUUCAGGAGGAGAUUCAGUGAUGAAGAGCUGUGCAGCAGAAUCAUCUCACACAUCAAGACGUCCAGGAGCCUCCACAUCAUGUGUCAACUCCCAGUCUUCUGCUGGAUCAGUGCUACAGUUCUGGAGCACAUGUUGACCACAGACCAGAGAGGAGAGCUGCCCAAGACCCUGACUGACCUGUACUCCCACUUCCUGCUGGUUCAGACAAAGAGGAAGAACAACAAGUACGGUGAGGGACAUGAGACGACUCCACAGCAGCUGAUGGAGGCUGACAGGGACGUUCUCCUGAAGCUGGGGAGACUGGCGCUUAAACAUCUGAAGGAAGGAAACAUCAUGUUCUACCAAGAAGAUCUGGACUUGUGUGGUCUCAAUGUCACAGAGGCCUUGGUGUACUCAGGAGUUUGUACUGAGAUCUUCAGAAGAGAGUGUGUGAUCUCUCAGAAAUCAAUCUACUGCUUUGUUCAUCUGAGCGUUCAGGAGUUUCUGGCUGCAGUCUACAUGUUCCACUGUUACACCGAGAGGAACACAGAAGAACUCAGCAACUUCUUGGGAACAGAUGGGGACACAGACAGUACCUUCUCCCUGGAUGACCUCCUGAUGAAUACCAUGAAGAAAUCCCUCACCAGUACAAAUGGUCAUCUGGACCUGUUUGUUCGCUUCCUUCACGGCCUCAGUCUGAAGUCCAACCAGAGAGUCUUAGUAGGCCUUCUGGGUCGGACAGGGAGCAAUCCAAAGAUCAUCAAGAGAAUCAUCAACAACCUGAAGAAGAUGAAGAGUGAUUACAUUUCUCCUGAAAGAAGCAUCAACUUCUUCCACUGUCUGAAUGAGAUGAACGACCACUCAGUUCAUCAGCAGAUGCAACAGUUCCUGAUGUCAGAGAACAAAUCGAAGGAGAAACUCUCUGAGAUCCAAUGCUCAGCUCUGGCCUACAUGCUGCAGAUGUCAGAGAAGGUUCUUGAUGAGUUGGACCUGGACAAGUUCAACACAUCAGACCAGGGUCGACGGAGACUGAUCCCAGCUGUGAGGAACUGCAGGAAGGCUCAACUCAUUGGUUGUCGACUCUCAGAGAGUCACUGGGGAGUCGUGGCCUCAGCUCUGAAGUCAGACCCCUCACAUCUGAGAGAACUGGAUCUGAGUAGAAACAUGCUGCAGGAUUCAGAAGUGAAGCUGCUGUGUUCUGGACUGGAGAGUCCAAACUGUCGACUGGAGACUCUGAGGUUGAAGAGCUGCAGACUGACAGAGAUCAGCUGUUCUUCUCUGGCUUCAGCUCUGAGGUCAAACCCCUCUCAUCUGAGAGAACUGGAUCUGAGUGACAACGAUCUGCAGGACUCAGGAUUGAAGGAGCUGCUUGAUCUAAAGCAGAGUUCAACCUGUCGACUGGAGACUCUGAGACUGAAGAUGAGUGGUUAUGAGGAGGAAGAGGAGAGAGCAGAGUCUCCAGGGUCCAGCUGUAUGUCUCUGAAAAGUGACACGUCCAAUGAUGAUCCUCUAAACUUCAGUAAUGAACCUGGACCCUCACACACACAAGGUCAGGACCACAGACUGAGAGCAGAGUCGUCAGGGUCCAGCUGUCUGUCUUUGUUGAGUGACUGGUCCAUGGACCCUCCGCCACUCUUCAGUAAUGAACCUGGACCCUCACACACAGAGUAAGAGACUGUUUCUACUGUGACCUGCUCUUGUCUUCACAGGGAGAGGAAGAGGAGUCAUGUUUCUGAGGAGGAGCAGUCGUCCUGCUGUGCUUCGUGUCAGGACGUCCUGAAGGAUCCAGUCUCCACCAGCUGUGGACACUGGUUCUGCAAACAGUGCAUCACCUCAUACUGGGACCAGUCUGGUUCUUCAGGACACUCCUCCUAUCCCCAGUGUGGACAGAGAUCCAGAACAGGAGCUGGAGCAGAUCAUGGUUUGCAGGAGGUUUUAGAUGAACAUAAGCUCAGUCUGAGGAGAUGUGAACAUGUGACUGAAGGAGCUGAUGAAACAGGAAGUAGAACCCUCCCCAACAGGAUCUACACUGAGCUCUACAUACACACAGAGGGACAGAGUGAAGAGGUUAAUACUCAACAUGAGGUGAGGCAGCUUGAGACGGCUUCCAAGAUGAAGAUCCUCCAUGACACUCCCAUCAAGGUCCACGACAUCUUUAAAGCCUCCACUGACCAGCAGAGCAGCAUCAGAGUCGUCCUGACCAACGGCGUCGCUGGCGUUGGAAAAACCUUCUCGGUGCAGAAGUUCACUCUGGACUGGGCAGAGGGUUUAGAAAACCAGGAUGUGGGUCUGCUGGCUGUGCUUUCGUUCAGGGAGCUGAACCUGGUGAAGGACCAGCAGCACAGUCUUCUCACGCUGCUCCGUGUUUUCCAUCCAGCGUUACAGAAGCUCACGGCAGAGACGCUCGCUGUCUGUAAACCUUUGUUCAUCUUUGACGGCCUGGAUGAAAGCAGACCUUCUCUGGACUUCAACCACAGGGAGCUUGUGUCUGAGGUCACACAGAGGUCAUCAGUCAACGUGCUGCUGACAAACCUCAUCGGGGGGAAACUGCUUCCCUCGGCUCUCGUCUGGAUAACCUCCAGACCUGCGGCGGCCAAUCAGAUCCCUCCUACAUGUGUUGACAGGGUCACAGAAGUACGAGGCUUCACUGAGGCCCAGAAGGAGGAGUACUUCAGGAGGAGAUUCAGUGAUGAAGAGCUGUGCAGAAGAAUCAUCUCACACAUCAAGACGUCCAGGAGCCUCCACAUCAUGUGUCAAAUCCCAGUCUUCUGCUGGAUCAGUGCUAUAGUUCUGGAGCACAUGUUGACCACAGACCAGAGAGGAGAGCUGCCCAAGACCCUGACUGAACUGUACUCACACUUCCUGCUGGUUCAGACAAAGAGGAAGAACAACAAGUACGGUGAGGGAAAUGAGACGACUCCACAGCAGCUGACAGAGGCUGACAGGAAAGUUCUCCUGAAGCUGGGGAGGCUGGCACUUAAACAUCUGAAGGAAGGAAACAUCAUGUUCUACCAAGAAGACCUGGAGCGGUGUGGUCUUAAUGUCACAGAGGCCUCGGUGUACUCAGGAGUUUGGACUGAGAUCUUCAGAAGAGAGUGUGUGAUCUUCCAGAAAUCAGUCUACUGCUUUGUUCAUCAGAGCGUUCAGGAGUUUCUGGCUGCAGUCUACAUGUUCUACUGUUACACCAAGAGGAACAGAAAAGAGCUCAACAACUUCUUGGGAACAUAUGGGGACAUAGACAGUAACUUCUCCCUGUGUGACCUCCUGAAGAGAACCAUGGAGAAAUCCCUCACCAGUACAAAUGGUCAUCUGGACCUGUUUGUUCGCUUCCUUCAUGGCCUCAGCCUGGAGUCCAACCAGAGAGUCUUGAAAGGCCUGCUGGAUCGGACAGGGAACAAUCUAAAGAUCAUCCAGAGAGCCUUAGGAUUCCUGCUGGGUCGGAGAGGGAACAAUCCAAAGAUCAUCCAGAGAAUCAUCAACAACCUGAAGGAGAUGGAGAGUGAUAAGAUUUCUCCUGACAGAAGCAUCAACAUCUUCCACUGUCUGACUGAGUUGAACGACCACUCAGUUCAUCAGCAGAUGAAACAGUUCCUGACGUCAGAGAACAGAUCAGAGGAGAAACUCUCUGAGAUCCACUGCUCAGCUCUGGCCUACAUGCUGCAGAUGUCAGAGGAGGUUCUGGAUGAGUUGGACCUGAAGAAAUUUAACACAUCAGACCAGGGGCGACUGAGACUGAUCCCAGCUGUGAGGAACUGCAAAAAGGCUCGAUUCGGUGCUUGUGGACUCUCAGACACUCAAUGUGAAUUCGUGGCCUCAGCUCUGAAGUCAGACCCCUCACAUCUGAGAGAACUGGAUCUGAGUCUUAACUACCUGCAGGAUUCAGGAGUGAAGGAGCUGUGUUCUGGACUGGAGAGUCCAAACUGUCGACUGGAGACACUGAGGUUGAGGGGCUGCAGUCUGUCAGAGAUCAGCUGUUCUUCUCUGGCUUCAGCUCUGAGGUCAAACCCCUCUCAUCUGAGAGAACUGGAUCUGACUGACAACGACCUCAAGGACUCAGGAGUGAAGGAGCUGUGUGGUUUUCUACACAAUCCAAACUGUCGACUGGAGACUCUGAGGUUGUGGAGCUGCAGACUGUCAGAGAUCAGCUGUUCUUCUCUGGCUUCAGCUCUGAUGUCAAAUCACUCUCAUCUGAGAGAAAUGGAUGUGAGCAUCAACAGGCUGAAGGACUCAGGAGUGAAGGAGCUGUGUGUUUUUCUAAAGAGUCCAACUUGUCGACUGGAGACUCUGGGGUUGAUGUGCUGCAGUCUGUCAGAGAUCAGCUGUUCUUCUCUGGCUUCAGCUCUGAGGUCAAACCCCUUUCAUCUGAGAGAACUGGAUCUGAGACACAACGACCUGCAAGACUCAGGAGUUAAGGAGCUUCUUGAUCUAAAGAAGAGUCCAACCUGUCGACUGGAGACUCUGAGACUGAAGAUGAGUGGUUAUGAGGAGGAAGAGGACCCAGCAGAGUCUCCAGGGUUCAGCUGUGUGUCUCUGAAGACUGACCGGUCCAAAGAACUUCCUCCACUCCUCAGUAAUGAACCUGGACCCUCAAUCAGGACAUGUCUUCACAGGGAGAGGAAGAGGAGUCAUGUUUCUGAGGAGGAGCAGUCGUCCUGCUGUGCUUCGUGUCAGGACGUCCUGAAGGAUCUAGUCUCCACCAGCUGUGGACACUGGUUCUGCAGACAGUGCAUCACCUCAUACUGGGACCAGUUGGGUUCUUCAGGAGACUCCUCCUGUCCCCAGUGUGGACAAAGAUCCAGAACAGGAGCUGGAGGUCAGACAGACGAUCGUGGUUUGCAGGAGGUUUUAGAUGAACAUAAGCUCAGUCUGAGGAGAUCUGAACAUGUGACUGAAGGAGCUGAUGAAACAGGAAGUAGAACCCUCCCCAACAGGAUCUACACUGAGCUCUACAUACACACAGAGGGACAGAGUGAAGAGGUUAAUACUCAACAUGAGGUGAGGCAGCUUGAGACGGCUUCCAAGAUGAAGAUCCUCCAUGACACUCCCAUCAAGGUCCACGACAUAUUUAAAGCCUCCACUGACCAGCAGAGCAGCAUCAGAGUUGUCCUGACCUACGGCGUCGCUGGCGUUGGAAAAACCUUCUCGGUGCAGAAGUUCACUCUGGACUGGGCAGAGGGUUUAGAGAACCAGGAUGUGGGUCUGCUGGCUGUGCUUUCGUUCAGGGAGCUGAACCUGGUGAAGGACCAGCAGCACAGUCUUCUCACGCUGCUCCGUGUUUUCCAUCCAGCGUUAGAGAAGCUCACUGCAGAGACGCUCGCUGUCUGUAAACCUUUGUUCAUCUUUGACGGCCUGGAUGAAAGCAGACCUUCUCUGGACUUCAACCACAGUGAGCUUGUGUCUGAGGUCACACAGAGGUCAUCAGUCAACGUGCUGCUGACAAACCUCAUCCGGGGGAAUCUGCUUCCCUCUGCUCUCGUCUGGAUAACCUCCAGACCUGCGGCGGCCAAUCAGAUCCCUCCUGCAUGUGUUGACAGGGUCACAGAAGUACGAGGCUUCACUGAGGCCCAGAAGGAGGAGUACUUCAGGAGGAGAUUCAGUGAUGAAGAGCUGUGCAGCAGAAUCAUCUCACACAUCAAGACGUCCAGGAGCCUCCACAUCAUGUGUCAACUCCCAGUCUUCUGCUGGAUCAGUGCUACAGUUCUGGAGCACAUGUUGACCACAGACCAGAGAGGAGAGCUGCCCAAGACCCUGACUGACCUGUACUCCCACUUCCUGCUGGUUCAGACAAAGAGGAAGAACAACAAGUACGGUGAGGGACAUGAGACGACUCCACAGCAGCUGACGGAGGCUGACAGGGACGUUCUCCUGAAGCUGGGGAGGCUGGCACUUAAACAUCUGGAGGAAGGAAACAUCAUGUUCUACCAAGAAGACCUGGAGCAGUGUGGUCUUAAUGUCACAGAUGCCUCGGUGUACUCAGGAGUUUGGACUGAGAUCUUCAGAAGAGAGUGUGUGAUCUUCCAGAAAUCAGUCUACUGCUUUGUCCAUCUGAGCGUUCAGGAGUUUCUGGCUGCAGUCUACAUGUUCCACUGUUACACCGAGAGGAACACAGGAGAACUCAGCAACUUCUUGGGAACAUAUGGGGACACAGACAGUGCCUUCUCCCUGGAUGACCUCCUGAAGAGAACCAUGGAGAAAUCCCUCACCAGUACAAAUGGUCAUCUGGACCUGUUUGUUCGCUUCCUUCACGGCCUCAGUCUGGAGUCCAACCAGAGAGUCUUAAGAGGCCUGCUGGGUCGGACAGAGAACAAUCCAGAGAUCAUCCAGAGAAUCAUCAACAACCUGAAGGAGAUGAAGAGUGAUGACAUUUCUCCUGACAGAAGCAUCAACAUCUUCUACUGUCUGACUGAGAUGAACGACCACUCAGUUCAUCAGCAGAUGAAACAGUUCCUGACGUCAGAGAACAGAUCAAAGAAGAAACUCUCUGAGAUCCACUGCUCAGCUCUGGCCUACAUGCUGCAGAUGUCAGAGGAGGUUCUGGAUGAGUUGGACUUGAUGAAGUUCAACACAUCAGACCAGGGGCGACUGAGACUGAUCCCAGCUGUGAGGAACUGCAGGAAGGCUCGACUCCGUGGUUGUGGACUCUCAGAGACUCACUGUGAAGUCGUGGCCUCAGCUCUGAAGUCAGACCCCUCACAUCUGAGAGAACUGGAUCUGAGUCUAAACUACCUGCAGGAUUCAGGAGUGAAGCUGCUGUGUUCUGGACUGGAGAGUCCAAACUGUCGACUGGAGACUCUGAGGUUGAAUGGCUGCAGACUGUCAGAGAUCAGCUGUUCUUCUCUGGCUUCAGCUCUGAGAUCAAACCCCUCUCAUCUGAGAGACCUGGAUCUGAGAGAAAACAACCUGCAGGACUCAGGAGUGAAGGACCUGUGCGGUUUUCUACAGAAUCCAACCUGUCAACUGGAGACUCUGAGAUUGAGGAGCUGCAGACUGUCAGAGAUCAGCUGCUCUUCUCUGGCUUCAGCUCUGAGGUCAAACCCCUCUCAUCUGAGAGAACUGGAUCUGAGACUAAACAACCUGCAGGACUCAGGAGUGAAGGAGCUGCUUGAUCUACUGCAGAGUCCAACCUGUCGACUGGAGACUCUGAGGUGGAGGUGGUCUCACUUGAGAUGAGUGUGAAGAGGACAGUGUGUGUGGACGGAGGCUGAUCUGUGUCCUGAGGAUCCAGAGGCUGAAGCAGCAGCAGCUUGUGUGUAGAGCGGCUCUGACUGGGCCUUGUUGCUGGGAGGCAGAGUGGAGACAGAGCUCCAGAGGAAUCAGAGGAGGUUGUUGUAAUAUGUAGCUUGUGUUUAUCCACAUGAAGAAUGUGUUUAUUGAAAUGACACAACACAAGCAGAAUGUAUAACCCCUCUAUAAAGAGUCACAUAUAUGUGUUUAAGUUUCCUUUAUUCUGUUCCACCUUUGUCCCUCAGUCUGUCUCCAUGUGUGUAGAACCACAUUCUGUUUGUUUAUGAUCUUAAUGUUCCUGGAUUCACGUCACAAAUUGAUUUAGUUCAACACAAAGUUCAACACAAUCAAAUCACUUUGAGUUUUGUCUUUGACACAAAAGAUCAAAACUCUGGACUUAAAAAUGAGACGUUUUCAUUUCUGCAUCAGGUGCAGAGCGGUGGUGGCUUUUCUAUUUUUGACCCACAGGUGGCGCUGCAGUAUAACAGCAGCACAUCCCAGUCAAAGCCUUUAUAUUCAGUCUAUGAGUCAAACACAUGGAUCAUUUCCUCUGUGACAAACCAGAUGUAACGAGAAGAAAAACAUCUCAGAGAGAAAAGUUCUGUUUCAACUUGUCUCUGCUUUAAUGCUCAAUAAACAUCCUUCCACCGACUUCACUGGAA